This is a messenger RNA of Cadophora gregata, 2190 nucleotides long. RefSeq names its product Transcription initiation factor TFIID subunit 5 (gene TAF5). The transcript has 4 exons. Gene Ontology annotation, biological process: transcription initiation at RNA polymerase II promoter. The record is from RefSeq and is a predicted model, not a curated record. Gene Ontology annotation, molecular function: protein binding; RNA polymerase II general transcription initiation factor activity. Lineage: Eukaryota; Fungi; Ascomycota; Leotiomycetes; Helotiales; Ploettnerulaceae. Bases 1 to 2190 code for a protein of 729 amino acids. Gene Ontology annotation, cellular component: transcription factor TFIID complex.
AUGUCCCAUCCACCGCAGGGCCCUGGCAAUGGGCCUCCCAGCGCGGGAAUAGGUAUACAGCAUCAGCAAGGUGGACAAGGACAGGCCGCUCCAACAAACAGCAUGUCUUCACAGAACCUAAAUCAAAUUGUGAUAGAAUACCUCGUCAAGAAAGGAUACAAUAGGACGGAGCAAAUGCUCCGAAUGGAAUCGUCGAACCUUGACAAAGAUGGGAGACCGAUACAAGAACGAGUCGAGGACCUGGGCAAUCUCAAAUAUGCUCGAGGGUUCAAAAUGAUCAGUGACUGGAUCGAACAAAAUCUUGACAUCUACAAGUUCGAAUUAAGACGUCUGCUGUGGCCACUGUUCACGUAUUCCUACUUUGACUUGGUAUUCAAUGAUGCUGGAGCUGAGAUUGAAAAAUUCUUCCGCGAGUUCAGUCCUCAAUUCGAACGAGUCCAUGCCGAUGAGCUGCGGGUUUUCGAAACAAUCAAGACUCCUCAACAAUUACGUGACAAUUCGGUUGCUAAGCUUUAUCUCGGAACGAAGUACCGCAUACCAAUCAACUCAAACGUUUAUUACAACCUUCUCGCCCACAUCGAGACCAAAAAUAAGGAAGGUGGUUCGGUCAUCGAAUACUUACUGCAAUCUUUUUGUGAAAUGAAACCCACGGAGAGAGGUCCGCUUAACCAAUUCAGUUUCGAAGCAAUAAUCGGGCGAGGAAAAGAUCGGGAUUCUGAUGAUGCUGCUCUGCAAGAGGGAAUUGACGGCGCAUUCAAUGGUGUCACAAAUAGUGACAUUACGGACAACAAUGCUCUACUCAAACUUGGCAUGAUGCCGAUGGAAGGUGAACUCGCGCAAGAUGUUCGGGCAGAACUAGAAGAUGAGGACGCUAAGCAUCCGCCAUCGCUUGGGAAGAAUUCCCUCGUUGAAGAGUUCGAUCAGAACAUUAAGCGCGAGGAUAGUGCCGACGCGCCAAAUAGAAACGAGAUCCCACUCCCACCAUCCCGUGCCAGAGACGUCAUAAUGGAGGUCCAAAAGAUAAAGGAGAACAGGGAUCGCUUCCGAAUCGAUGGACGAACCAGUGGAGUUGGCGUUGGCGUUUCAGUCUGCAUGUUCACCUUUCACAAUACUCUCGACACCAUCACUUGCAUGGAAUUCUCAGAUGACACGAAUCUGGUUGCUGUUGGCACGGAGGAGUCGUAUAUUCGUGUUUGGCAUCUCCACGGUGAUCCGCUUCCUUCUAUCGUACAAGCCGGCGCAAAAGAUGGCCCGCCAUCUAGCUCACGUCGACUGAUCGGACACUCUGCCCCAGUCUACAGUGUCAGCUUUUCUCCUUCUAUCGCUGGCCCCGAAAGUUCCGAUGCUUCAACUCCAUCAACCGCUCCGAAACUCCUCCUGUCGUCUUCAUCUGAUAAAACUGUCCGCCUUUGGUCUCUGGAAGCUUGGACUUGCUUGGUGGUUUACAAAGGCCACGAAGGACCAGUCUGGAAUGUCCGAUGGAGUCCUUUUGGACAUUACUUUGCUACGUGCGGAUGGGACAGGACUGUCCGUAUCUGGGGACAAGACCAUAUUUCGUAUCUCCGCCUGUUAGUUGGACAUGAUUCCAACGUCAAUCAAAUUGCUUGGCAUCCUAACGGAGCAUAUGUGUUUUCAGCCAGUGACCAUGCCGACAAGAGUAUUCGCAUGUGGUCCUUCACAACUGGGGAGUGUGUUCGAGUCUUCGCUGGCCAUACUGAUUUCAUCAGUGCUAUCGAAUGUAGCCCCAGUGGUAAGAUUCUGGCAUCAGCUGAUGGCAGUGGAAACAUCAUAUUCUGGGAUCUUGCCAAGGGCCAAAUGAUCAAGAGAUGCAAGGGCCAUGGCAAGGGAGGAAUUUGGUCUCUGUCGUUCAGUGUCGAGUCUACAGUACUCGUAUCUGGCGGAGCAGAUGGUACCGUCCGGGUCUGGGAUGUUGAGGUUCCUACCGAUCCACACAAGCCUGAAGGAGAGGUCGUUGGCACUGGUGGACAAGCGGAUGCUACUCGUAUCAACGGUGCGACAGCUGGUACUCAACCGAGCACUGCUGUAGUUGCUGGCGGAAAGAAGAAGGGCAAGGAUACUACGAUCACUCCCGACCAAAUCAGUGCCUUUCCUACUAAGAAAUCUCCGGUCUACAAAGUCAAGUUCACCCGGAUGAAUCUGGUUAUGGCGGGAGGCUGCUAUUUACCUUAG